GGGGGGUAACCAUGGCGCUGCAGUUCACCGACGCGGAUUUUCAGGAGGCAUGGAGGGAGCUGGACGAGCCCCAGAUACAGGGCGGAUGGGAGCUGUUCACCGAGAGCAUGGGGGUGAAAAUAUACCGGCGCUAUGACACGAAAACAGGUCUUUAUGAGUAUAAAGUGUUCGGCUCGCUCUCCGGCUGUUCCCCAGAUGUCUGCGCAGAUGUUUACAUGGAUCUGGACUACAGGAAGCAGUGGGACUCCUACGUCAAAGAGCUCCAUGAGAAAAACUAUGAUGGACAAAAGGCCAUUUACUGGGAGGUGAAAUAUCCCUUUCCACUCUCCAACAGGGACUAUGUGUACAUCCGGGAGCGCAGGGACCUGCAGGAGAACGGGAGAAAGAUUUGGGUGGUGUUGGCGAGGAGCUCGGCGGUGCCUCAAUGCCCAGAGAAGUCAGGAGUGAUCAGGGUGAAGGACUACAAGCAGUCCGUCGCCAUGGAGGCCGAUGGAGCCCAGGACACUAAAGUCUUCAUGAACUACUUUGACAAUCCUGGAGGGAACAUCCCGUCGUGGGUCGUCAACUGGGCGGCGAAGAGUGGAGUUCCUGGCUUUCUGAAGGACAUGCAGGACGCCUGCAGUAAAUACGCUAAUUACUGCAAGAACAAGAACUGAAGUGCACUUUGACCUCGUUCUAUCCCUCUCUCCUUCUCUCCACUUGUGUUCACCACUUGUACAUCCCUCUCUCUUUCUCUCUCUCUCUCUCUCUGGAAGACAAACUGAGCCUAAAAAACUAGACAAUGACAUCAUGUGAUUUUAACAAAUAGGCUUGCAGCGGUACCUCGGCAUACAAAUGAAUUUUCGCCUUAAGAACUAUAAUUUUGUAACAAGUUAUCCUCGCCAUAUGAAGCGUUUUUCGGCACACGAUCGAACAAACCGAACGCAUGUACGCCUUGGAACGGUCUUAAAACUUGUCCGCGUCGGUGGAAAGCCAAGCAAAGUGAGUUCACAUAUAUUUAGUUUUUUUUCCCGCAUUUUGUGCAAGAUAUAGUGAAGACGUAGGUGCCAAGAGGAAUCAUAAAUUUAGGUUAAGUGAGGUUUAAAAUCUAUUUUUCAUAUUUUACUUCAUUUUCAUGUCUUUUCUAAAUGUUUUGAUUGUUUUUAUAUACAAAAAAUAUGAUUAUAGUGUUGGAAAUUGGUAAUAUUGGGCUGGAAUAGAUUAUCUUGCAUUUACAUUAUUCCUCUUGGGACAAUGAGUUUUAUCUUAAGAACUCUCCUCCGGAACGGAUUAAACUCCUAUGUCGAGGUACCGCUGUAUAUUUAAGUGAUUAUUUUUAAAGUCGUGUCACAGAUACAUCUCUGCUCAACAUUAUGUUGCCGUAUAAAUAUCUUCCCGCUCGCUUGUCCAGCAGCCUGUCACAUUACUGUGUACGAUCUGACAUAGAUCUGACUCGUCCGUACAAUAGUGCCACUCUUGUCAUUUAUUUUAAUUCAUAUAUAGUGGCAUCCCAUGCUGGCACACUUAAAUGCGCUAUUUCAAAAGAGGUAAAGAGGUUGAAGCAACCCCAACCCCCACCAAAUCUACAUCUAAAAGCAUCUGGAACGGUUAGAGUACGUGUCGAUCUGCCCCCUGCUGGUUGCAUGCUGUACUGCUGAAUCAUUGACGAUGUUCACGGCGCUGAAAUCUCUUUGCUGUUUUAUACUCAAUCACUCUAUGCUGUAAUUUUAUUAACUUUUAUUUCUUUAUUUUGUUCUAAUUUUUAUAAAAGAAAACUCUAGGGGAUGUUAAGGAUAACCCAAGCAACCCUCCACCCAUCUAAAUCCAAAUCAUGGGCCUCUGAAAAGACAAAAAACAAGAAUCAUUAAAAGGUCAUUAAAGGAGUUCGGGCUUCUUUUCCUGGUGCUGCUAUAAAUCAUGUCCAAACAAGCAAUUACAAAGUUCUACGAUGAUUCUUUAGCAGCGCCAGAGUUUAUUAGCAUUAUCUUGCUGAAAAACACACUACAGUGUAUGCUUGGUUUUUAAAAUUAGUGCACUCCUUCAGUACGAGGCACUGGUGCUCAUGUACAGGGUGGGUGGAAAGUAACUAGACAUUCAAAAUUUGUAAUAAAGUCUACUACAAGUUCUAUAGUCAAUAAAUAUUGCCUAGGUUUUUUUCACCCACCCUGUAUACAAACUUAUUUAUUAGUUAUUAGCAUUCAUUACACACUCACUUCAAUUCAGUUGCCUCUGUAGUACAUGUGGAUCUGCUCUCUGAUGGCUCCAUGCUGUACUGCUAAAUCACUGAUGGAGGUCACUGUGCUGAAAUCUGUUCGCUGAUGAAACCUGCAUCACUCCAUGCUGUAUCACUGCAUCACUCCAUGCCGUAUCACUGCAUCACUCCAUGCCGUAUCACUGCAUCACUCCAUGCC
Clarias gariepinus (North African catfish) is the source of this 2390-nucleotide messenger RNA. RefSeq names its product phosphatidylcholine transfer protein (gene pctp). The transcript is spliced from 6 exons. The record is from RefSeq and is a predicted model, not a curated record. NCBI's taxonomy places the organism in Eukaryota, Metazoa, Chordata, Actinopteri, Siluriformes, Clariidae. Gene Ontology annotation, molecular function: phosphatidylcholine binding; phosphatidylcholine intramembrane carrier activity. The coding region runs from base 12 to 656 and encodes 214 amino acids.